UGAGUUCUGCAGAAAGUUGUAAAGAUAUUUGAACUUAAACUAUAAACAGAAAGCUUAUUUGCAUGAAGAUAAAAAUGUGUUCAACACGUCAAAAGAUUUUACCAACAAAGACACCCCCCAAAAGUUGUGGUCCAAACAAUAAUCAGUCUUAGCUGAGUAAAUCAAGAAAGUUUCUUCACGAGAGAACUAAUAUUUAUUAAACUUCCUUCUACUAGUUUUCAGUAAGUUUUUCCUCUUUAUAGUUUCUGCAGCUCUAGUUAAAGAAAAUGGCUACAAAUUGUGAGAGGUGCAAAGUGGUUGAGAAACAAAAGUAUUGGGAAGAUUUGGACAAACAUCAGUUCUUCAAAGUGAUGAUGCAUGAUUUCGGGCGUAGGUUGCGCAUUCCAUUCAGGUUUGUGACUAAUUUAAAGGACAGUCACAAACUGUUGGGCCAUAAGAUUCUAACAGGUCCAAGUGGAAAUUCAUGGGUAGUUGAGGUUAAGAGGACAGAGGAUGAUGAGUAUGUUUUUUGCAAUGAUGGCUGGGAGACAUUUGUUAAAGACCAUUGCUUGGAAGAUACAGAUCUGUUGGUGUUCAAGAUGAAUGAUUUUACAUCUUUUGAUGUAAUGAUCUUUGACUCAACUGCGUGUGAGAAAGAGGACACUUUCUUUGUUAAAAAACAUAGGAACCCCUGCAAACAUCCGGACGAAGUAACGGAUGAACAUUCCAAUGAGGAAUAUGGUUAUGGAGAUGAUGAUACAGAUGAGGAGGAUAACAUACGAGAGCCGAUAAGGCGCAAAGGAAGCGAAUCUUCAUGUGGUAAACAGAAUCAGUUCCAUUUACCUCAGCCUAGCAAAGGGAAGAAGAUGAAGCAAAUCCCAGUAGCCAAGCAGGACAAUAGGACAAGGAAGUGUACACCUUCGUCAUCGCGCAAGAUGAAAGUUGAACCUGAGGAAAAAGUGCCUGUUUUAUCAAACAGAUACCAGGUUCCAGAGAAAGAAAAGAUUAGAGUUCAUCAACUGGCGUCAAGGCACACAUAUUCUGUUCCUUCUGUUCUGAUGACAAUGCAGCCUACCCAUGUCAACAUGGGUCAACUGCUCCCCAAAGCAUGGCAACAGAAGUAUAUGAGGCAGAAAUCUGAGGCAAUCACUCUGAGAAUCCCUUCGAGUGGAAGAAGGUGGACGGCCACAAUCAGUUGCAGAAAGGAAGGACUGGUGAUUCAGUCAGGCUGGGAAGAUUUUGUGAGGGAUAAUGGACUGGAGGAGAUUGAUAUUUGCGUGUUUGAGCUUGCUCAAGGAGGAAAACACAACUUACUGCCAGUUGUUUUAGAUGUUUACAUAUAUCGUGUUGAGAAUGAGAUCAUGCUACCAUACUCCAACAGCACAUCUUGAAAUCUGGAUUUGCUAAUUUGCUUACUUUCAAGUCCUUAGUACUUCAGCAGUUUUGAAAACUAUCUUAAUUAAAUAAAUUUGGUAAAACUAAGUUGUCAAGUUAACAUUUGGCCAUAAAUAGUAAGAGUAGUUGUAAAUAUUUAACUUCAACUGAAAUAGUUAGUAGUUGUUUGAAAGUGUAUUUCUAGUGGAAUACUAUAUAUUCUCACAAGUUAUUAUUAUUGUCAAACUUUUUUUUUCCAAGAUUGCAAGUGGAUUGGGAUGUUUGAAGACGUUCGAGUGGUUAUUUUCUGUGUUGCCUUAAGUGAUUAUGAUGAAUAUGUUGUUGAUGAAACUGCGGAGAAAGUGAACAAGAUGUUAUUAACCAAGAAACUUUUUGAGAGCCUCGUGACUCAUCCAACCUUUGAUCAUAUGGACUUUCUCGUCUUAUUAAACAAGUUUGAUUCGUUUGAGGAGAAGUUAGAACGUGUUCCUUUGACGAAAUGUGAAUGGUUUGAUGAUUUUCAUCCGAUCGUAAGUCGUCAUCGGUCCAACAUCAACUCCAGCAGCAUCAACCAUAGCCCCUCCGUGGGCCAGUUGGCGUUUCAUCAUGUUGCAGUAAAAUUCAAGAGGCUAUUUUCUACUCUCACUAACAGGAAGCUGUAUGUUUCACUAGUAAAAGGUUUAGAGCCAAAAACGGUGGAUGAAUUGCUCAAGUAUGGAAGGGAGAUAAUCAAGUGGGAUGAAGAGCGGUUAGACUUCAGCUUGAGUGAGUACUCAUUUUAUAGCAUUGAUGCAAGUUCUUUCUCACCUUGAACCCAUGAGAGCUUCAAAGAAUUCUUUUUGAAAGAAAAGUUUUGUCCAUAAGAGGUGUUACUGUAGAUAUUGAGAUGGUAAAUGAAGAAAACAAUGCAGAGUCAAUGGCCGGAUGAUUGGUAUAUAUACUAGACUUCAGUUGGUUCAAAUCCCACGCAAGUGAACUGAAAAGUGGAUCCUUAAGGACUGAAAGAUGUUUGCCAAUGAAUUAGCAAAAUCACUUCUUUUUACAGAAUAGGCUUGUAAAUGGCUAACUUUGGUGGGGAUCUUUUGUAUAAUCAGAGAACAAGAAAGAUAUAGCUUUUGCUAUGACAAUUUUUGUAUAUUGUAUGUAUCCCUCGGUGAUGUAAUCAAAUUGUAGAAUAUAGUAUUUUAG
Messenger RNA from Lycium ferocissimum, 2541 nucleotides. Its product is annotated as B3 domain-containing protein REM16-like. Gene Ontology annotation, molecular function: DNA binding. The record is from RefSeq and is a predicted model, not a curated record. The transcript is spliced from 4 exons. Bases 267 to 1370 code for a protein of 367 amino acids. NCBI's taxonomy places the organism in Eukaryota, Viridiplantae, Streptophyta, Magnoliopsida, Solanales, Solanaceae.